AUGGACAUUGAAAGAAAGAAAAAGCAGACUCUGAGCAACUACGUGAGUGCAAGGAGGUCUGGAACCGAAGAUGGUUCAGGAUGGCAGACAACCCACAAGAUGCAACUGAGAGAGUGCAGGGUGUCUGGCCAAAGAGGAGUUUGGGAAGAAUUAGCAAACCCCCAGCCAGAGACUGCUGCUAGGAGCAACUUAAUAUCUAACCAAUCAGCUUCUUCCCCUGGGUUGAAUUCUUCAAGUUCAGGUAUCCGGAGGCCCUCAUCAUCUGGGGGUCCAGGAUCAAGACCUGCAACACCAACUGGACGCCCCACAGUGACUUCAGCUCCUAAACCUUCAAGAUCGUCAACACCUACUUCUCGAGCAACACUAACCAAGUCCACGGUUUCUGCAGCCAAGCCCUCAGUUUCCACAAUUAAAUUCGCAAUCCCUGGAACUAAAUCCACAAUUCCUGCAACUAAAUCUACAAUUCCCUCAAGAUUCUCCACACCGUCAAUGUCGACGGCAAGAUCUUCAACACCAACUAGCAGACCUACCGUGCCCCCACCCAAAUCUGUAUCAAGAUCAUCAACACCAACUCGUUGACCGUCCAUGCCAUCCAAUACACCUAGUAUAUCAGCUCCUACAUCAAAGCCCUCUCCUUCAGUUUCGAAGCCUAUUCCCUCAGCAACAAGAAAUCCGGUGCCAUCACAUGGCGCAUCGCCUACAGUGAAAUCUAGACCAUGGAAGCCCUCGGAAUUGCCUGGUUUCUCGAUGGAUGCCCCACCAAAUUUAAGGACAACACUUCCUGAUAGACCACUUUCAGCUUCCAGAGGUAGGCCAGGAGCACCCAGCUCUAGAUCUUCUUCCAUUGAGCCUGGUCCUCCUGGAAGACCAAGAAGGAAAUCAUGCUCUCCUUCAAGAGGAAGGACUCCCAAUGGCAGUACUCAUAUAAGCGGGAGCUCUAUUCCUCCAUUCAAAAUGGUUGAGCGGGUAAUAAAUAUGCGGAAACUGGCGCCCCCCAAGCACGAUGACAAACAAUCUCCUCAUGGGAACCACUCUGGGAAGUCAUCGUCAUCCCCAGACAGUUCAGGCUUUGGUAGAUCACUCUCAAAGAAAUCCCUUGAUAUGGCUAUACAUCACAUGGAUAUAAGGCGAAGCAUUCCUGGUAAUUUGCGGCCGUUGAUGACAAAUAUUCCUGCAUCCUCUAUGGACAGUGUGAGAUUAGGGCCUGCACGAAGCAGAACGGUUAGUGUUUCAGAUUCUCCUCUUGCCACCAACAGUAAUGAUAGCUCUGAAGUCAGUGUAAACAACAAUGGCCUUUGUUUAGAUGCGAGUGGAGUAGAAGAUGAUAUUGGCAGUGAGAGAGGUGGUCGAUCUCCUGCCAGUGUGCAUGGUAGGUGA
This is a messenger RNA of Rosa chinensis, 1377 nucleotides long. Its product is annotated as mucin-1-like. The record is from RefSeq and is a predicted model, not a curated record. Gene Ontology annotation, biological process: cortical microtubule organization. The transcript has 4 exons. Gene Ontology annotation, cellular component: cortical microtubule. Lineage: Eukaryota; Viridiplantae; Streptophyta; Magnoliopsida; Rosales; Rosaceae.